Molecule: messenger RNA, 2274 nt
Organism: Eimeria acervulina
Lineage: Eukaryota; Apicomplexa; Conoidasida; Eucoccidiorida; Eimeriidae
Exons: 10
Coding region: 1-2274 (757 amino acids)
Cellular component (GO): nucleus
Molecular function (GO): 3'-tRNA processing endoribonuclease activity
Source: RefSeq, a predicted model, not a curated record
AUGUGCAAUGAACCGGGCGGAGGGAACCCCGAGCAUCCUCCAGCGGGCGGACAGCAGACGCGCCUUAUUGGAGCCUCCCGGCUAGAAUUAUACAGACAGAUUGCACUGAGUCUUGCCUCAUUUGCACCAGUACUUUCGGGACCAGUUGCGGCCACAUCAACAACAGCAGCAGGCACAGAAGCAACACCGACUUAUGAUGCAGGGGAAGCUGCGCUUACCUCUCCAGCAGCAAAAGCUGCUUCGGAAAUCGAAACAGCCUACGCGGAAGUGGUUGCUGCUGCAGCAGGAGCGCUAUCGGCUGAUUCCGUGGAGCAGGGAGGCAAGAACAGUGGCAGUUGCAACAGCAGCUGUGGCAACAGCGCGGGCUUCUCCCCUUGGUGGGCUGCUGCCACUGCUAAAGCAGUUCAAGCAGCCCGUGCUUCUUUCCUAUCCAAAGUGGCAGAUGCUUUUGGCCUUAAGAAUGCAGCUGAUGCAAUUGGAGUGGUAUAUGCACACCAGAGCAGCACCUGGGGCAAUGCGAAGCUGCUAGUUGACCGCCAGCUGCUGCUGCGGCGGAGGGGAGAGCAGCAGAAGGGCAGCUGGUCUCUCCAUUUCCUGGGGACUGGGGCCAUGCAGGCCUCGGCGACUAGGGGAACCUCUUCUAUUUUGUUUUCCCGUGGGGACGGCUGCGCUUGGCUUUUUGAUUGCGGAGGAGGGCCCUCCCCAACUCACGCUGCUUCUGCCUGUCGUAGGGCCGCGUCAGCAGCAGACGCGGCAGCAGCUGAAGCAGGUGCUGUAGGAGACCUUAGCAGCAGGUUGGAGCGGGCAGUGGCUGCGGCUGUUGCUGCGGAGGCCAUUACGUGGACAAACCCGGCUGUCGCUGCUACGCAGCAGCAGCAGCAACAGCAGGAAACGAGGAAGGUUCGGAUACUGCAUCCUGGCUUUCCUUCACCGUUUGCUGUUCCGCGUUUGCGUUGGUGGGAUACUCGUGUUCUGAAAAGUGCAGCUGGAGUAGCUAGUCUGUGUCUUGCUCUUUCUGCAGAGACGCAUGGGCGUGGUCCAGCGGGUAUUUGUGACGCAUCUUCACGGGGACCACUGCCUAGGCCUCCCUUCCUUUCUGUCCCAAAUAGCGCAAGAUCCAGAGGAGGCACCAGUGCGCGUCGGCUCCCUUCCUUUUCUGUGGUGGAGCUACGGGCUGUCCCCCAUCUCCAUCACAGGCGGUCGCGGGCCAUCCGCCUGCCCUUUUUGCCUCCGGCUCCGUCGGAGACUGUGGGAAGGGGGGACAUUGAGCCGAACGCCGAUGGCAGUUAUGUGGCCUUUGAAGACUCCGAGAUGGUCGUCACGGCUGCACCUAUAAGACACCUGGUGCCCUGUGUGGGUUACGUGUUGACGGAGAAGAAGUCUCGCCACCGCCUCCGGGCCGACAUUAUCGACCCCGUCAUUGAAAGGAACUCCCAUCGCUUGAAAGACCUUCACGAGUGGCCCCAACUCCGUGGGGAGCCCAGGGCUGUGUACAAGGCAAGGAAUGUUGAACGCAUCACAAUAAUGCCCAUCACCAAGAACAGCAGCAGCCAUAUUCCUCACACGAGACCUAUUCUCUACAGCAGACGCGAGCAUGAGAGAAUUGUUUUCAAUCUCCUGACUGACCUGAAAACUGGAGAGCGCUUUACAUUCCCAGAUGGGACUCAAGUUGGCCAUUCCGAUAUAUUUCUCGAGGCUCCUCAUCCCAGGAAGAUAUGCUUCGCAUUUGACACAUGCGAUGCCUCCCGGCUGCUCCCCUUUGCCCGUGGAGCCGACAUCGUUGUGCACGAGGCGACGAUGAGUGGCGUGAAAGGGACAUCAUGCAGGUCGGAUCCAUACUCGGAUGCAUUGCUUCCGUUGGAUCAGCCAAGGUUGGAGAAGGGGGAAGGCCUCUCUCGUUGUUAUGGGGAGUUUAAAGGCCGUAGCGCCAAAGACCUCAUGGGUUCCCAGGUCCAGGCUGCAAGUGAGGCGGCCUUCGAGAGGGGCCACUCCUCCGCGGCCAUGGCUGGCAGCUUCGCAUUUCGUGCCGGCGCUGGCCGGUUGGUGCUUACGCACUUCUCCCAAAGGUAUCGAGGGGAUCCCGCUCUGCGCAGUGUUCUUGCUAUGGAGCGCGUGGAAGAGGAGGCGAGACGGGCCUACGAUAUAGAGGGGCAGCUGCAGAAGGGAACUUAUGCAUCUCCCCUUAAAGUGACGGCCGCGUGGGACGGACUUGCUGUGGUGCUGCCGCAGCGCACCCAUACGCGUGCUGUACACCCUCCCGAUCGGGAGGCGUGA